AACACAACACCCUUCUCUCUCUCUCUUUCUCUCUCUCUCUCACACACACACCCCUUCUCUCUCUCUCUCCUCCCAAAAGGCUAAAAACCCUUUUGCUCUGUCUCUCACUUGUAUGUCACCAACUCCAACCCACGCCAACCCCCCUCCCUGGCGCUGGCAGGCACGAAUGCCGAUGCUUUAAACAAAACAAAACACAACACAAAAGAAAAUGUUAUUUACACAACGAUCCAAGCACAAAACAUCAUUUCAGUUACGUCUUUCCUAAAACCUCAGAACCCUAGUACUAAUAUCCUAAACCAAACCCACAUUACUUGAUUAUAUUUCCAUUCUUAUAGAAUCAUCUCCCCCGCGUUACCCUUUUCACUUCAAAACCCAGAUUUCUAUUCCCUGUGUAUUUAUUUGUUCAUCAACUUUGAUGGAUAAACUGAGAAAAUCCGUCCAACCCAACAAAUCACCGGAAGAACGCCACAUACUCUUGCACCAACAAGACGAUCCAAUGGCCCAGAGCGACCGCCGAGAGGAAGUAGUCAUCAAGAUCAACGGCCAAGAUUCUCCCUUGAAAGAAACAGAGCUCGCUCCCUCUAAGUCUCCGUCUCCGUCGCCGUCGCCAUCGCCUUCGAAUCCCGACGACCCGCAGGGCUUCAAUCGGGUGUGGCGAGACGCGAGCUACGACUUCUCCAACGACGCCAUCAAGGUGGCGCGCGAGUUCGAGUUCUCCGACUCGCCGGUAUCUCGCCACGACUUGUCGCGAAUCGCCGAGAGCCCGACCCCUCGUGGCGGCGGCGGCGCGAGGGUUUCGUUCGGCGAAUCGAACAAUAAUAGCAUACCCGAACCGGUCCACCGCCGGUCCAAUUUCGCCGGCGCCGGCAGAGACGGCGACGAGGUGUUGGUUUGCACGUCCAACUCGCUAGGGCGCAAAUCGGGCUUGUUGAUGACGAAGACCAAAUCGAGACUGCUGGACCCACCGGAGCAAGAUAACAGAUCACAGAGGUUAAUGAAGUCCGGAUUUUUAGGUCGAGGUAGUGAAAUUGAAGAUGAUGACCCUUUCUUAGACGAUGAUUUACCAGACGAGUAUAGAAAGAUGAAGUUCGAUACGCUUUCUGUUUUACAGCUAUUGAGUUUGAUUUUGAUUGUUGCAGCAUUAGUUUGUACUUUAACUAUUAAGAUACUUAGUGAAAAGAAACUGUUUGCACUUGAGCUGUGGAAAUGGGAGGUGAUGGUUUUGGUCCUCAUCUCGGGCCGGUUGGUAUCCGGUUGGGCGAUUCGGGUAGUUGUGUUCUUCAUUGAGAGGAAUUUCUUGUUGCGAAAACGGGUUUUGUAUUUCGUGUACGGGGUGAGGAAUGCUGUUCAGAAUUGCAUAUGGUUGGGUUUGGUUUUGAUUGCUUGGCAAUGUAUUUUUGACAAGAAGGUUGAGAGCCUGACUGAUGGGCAGGUUUUGCCUUUUGUGAAUCGGGUUUGGGUGUGUCUUUUGGUGGGUACUGUGAUAUGGCUUUUGAAAACCCUUCUUGUCAAGGUUCUUGCUUCUUCUUUCCAUGUGAACACUUUUUUCGACCGGAUUCAGGAGUCUUUGUUUAAUCAGUAUGUGAUUGAGACGCUCUCGGGUCAACCGUUAAUGGAGAUUCAACACGAGCAAGAGGAGGAGGAGAAGAUGAUGUCUGAAGUUGAGAAACUUCAGAGCGCGGGGGCAAAUAUUCCGGCUGAUUUGAAGGCUAGUAUUUUCCCAAGGAGUGGGAGAGUAAUAGGGAGUGGGAGACACCACAAGAGCCCUAAAAGUGCGAAGGGUACUCCGAGAUUUAGUACGCCGAGAUUUACUAGUGAUGGUAAGUCACAGACACAGAAGUUGGAUGAGGGUAUCACGAUCGAUCACUUGCACAGGUUGAACCAGAAGAAUGUUUCGGCUUGGAAUAUGAAGAGGUUGAUGAAUACUGUUCGGAAAGGGGUGUUUUCGACUUUGGAUGAGCAAAUCCAGGAUUCAAAUGGAGAGGAUGAGGCGGCGGUGCAGAUCACAAGCGAAGUCCAGGCGAAAGCUGCAGCCAAGAAGAUAUUCUACAAUGUGGCUAAGCCAGGGUCCAAAUACAUCACCCAGGAGGAUCUGAUGCGUUUUUUGAGAGAGGAUGAGGCUUCGAAGACCAUGCGUCUCUUUGAAGGAGCAAGUGAAGGCAAGGGAAUCAGCAAGCGAGCUCUGAAGAAUUGGGUGGUCACUGCAUUCAGGGAACGAAGGGCGCUGGCAUUGUCCCUCAAUGAUACAAAAACAGCUGUGAACAAACUCCACCAUAUGUUGAAUGCUGUCGUAGGAAUCCUCCUAUUCGUUAUAUGGCUUCUUAUACUCAAAAUUGCAAGUUCCCAUAUCUUUGUCUUGGUCGGCUCCCAGACGCUUUUGGUGGCUUUUAUGUUUGGGAACACAUGCAAGACAACCUUUGAGGCAAUUAUCUUCUUGUUUGUAAUGCACCCAUUUGAUGUGGGUGAUCGCUGUGAAGUGGACGGAGUUCAGAUGGUGGUUGAAGAGAUGAAUAUACUAACGACCGUGUUCUUGAGGUUUGAUAAUCAAAAGAUCACUUAUCCGAAUAGCAUUCUAGCUACAAAGCCCAUCGGCAAUUUCUACCGUAGUCCGGAUAUGGGAGAUGCAAUUGAUUUCUGCAUCCACAUUGCAACUCCUGUGGAAAAGAUCGCUUUGAUGAAAGAGAGAAUAACGAGGUACAUUGAAAACAAGAGUGACCAUUGGUACCCAGCUCCAAUGGUAGUACUGAGGGAUGUGGAGGACAUGAAUAGGCUGAAAAUAUCCGUAUGGCUCUCGCAUAGAAUGAACCAUCAAGACAUGGGCGAGAAGUGGGCAAGGAGAGCUCUUUUGGUAGAGGAGAUGAUCAAAAUAUUCAGGGACCUCGAUAUUGAAUACCGCAUGUUGCCUCUAGACGUGAACAUCCGAACCAUGCCAGCCGUGGGUUCAAACAGAGUCCCCUCCAAUUGGACUACAUGCUCGAACUGAUCAGACAUGGAGAAAAAGAGCUACCAUCGACUCCCUUACAACCGCUUCCAUGUAAUUAUCAACGAUUCUCCAUUUCUAUUUUUCCUAAGCUUUUAGGCAGUUGGUCCAUAGAUAAGUUAUUUAAGAAGAGCCUGUACUUUGAUAACGGGAACUACGACAAUAUGCGAAGAAAACUAGUCUUCUCUCUACCUGUAUUCAGUUUUUAUGAAUAGUGAGGAAUUAGGUAAGAAAGAAAAAGUUUUUUUCCGACCAGGACAUAAAACACCUUCUGUAUGAUCAACAGUUGUAUCUUUGUAUUUUGGCUUUACAGUUUUACGUGAAAUCAUGAUAGUUCUAGAUUA
Messenger RNA from Rhododendron vialii, 3324 nucleotides. Its product is annotated as mechanosensitive ion channel protein 8-like. The transcript has 5 exons. NCBI's taxonomy places the organism in Eukaryota, Viridiplantae, Streptophyta, Magnoliopsida, Ericales, Ericaceae. Gene Ontology annotation, molecular function: mechanosensitive monoatomic ion channel activity. Gene Ontology annotation, cellular component: plasma membrane. The coding region runs from base 416 to 2983 and encodes 855 amino acids. Gene Ontology annotation, biological process: monoatomic anion transport; transmembrane transport. The record is from RefSeq and is a predicted model, not a curated record.